This is a messenger RNA of Racocetra persica, 570 nucleotides long. Lineage: Eukaryota; Fungi; Glomeromycota; Glomeromycetes; Diversisporales; Gigasporaceae. The record is from the annotation of a GenBank genome assembly.
AUGGCUACUAACAAACAAAAUUUACUCAAUCAACUAGACGAGUUUCACCGCACGCUUACUCCCACUUUGAGCUCUAGUAAUAAAGAUUUAUUUACUAAUGAGUUCGCCAAGGUCAAAGCCUUAGCUAAUGGAAUUAUCGAACUAAUUAACCUACUGAAAAAAGUCACUACUAAUCAGACUAAUUUGGAAGCGAAUAUUGCUACCCAGGUACAAGAGAGGGAAAAAGAAUUAAUGGUCGACCUCAGCCAAAAGUUUAAUGAGCGGCUCGCCCAAGAAAAAGCAAAAAUUACCGAGUUAAGUAAAAGAAAUCAUGGAAGGUUGGGAAAAAGAACUUGGGGGUUACCAAAACGAGCCAGAAAAAGUGGGAUACCUAAAUCACAACUAGAACGACUUCGCAUGAAAACAGCAAGUAGCCAGGAAAGACAAGAAAUACUAGACAAAACCAGGAAUAACAUUGAGCAAAAAAAGGCACAACUUACCGCCAUGACCGAACUUAUUAAUUUAGACCCUGAACCCCAAAGAGAGGAGUUUUCCAACGAUACUGAAUACUCGCAAGCUCUAGCCGCCUGA